GGACCAGGGCAGGCGUUUCCCUGGCAGGCCUUCGCUGCAGCCCUGUGCGCCGAGGAGCCCACGCUAGAGGGGCCGGAGGGUGCCCUGGCUGUCAAGCCGCGUCUGUUGCUGCUCCCGGUCGUGUGCCAGAGAAACCUCUUCUCCCUGCUGCAUGUGGUGCAAACCGUGGUGCCAGGGGGUUGCCUCAGCCAGCUGCUCCAGGCCGUGGAGCAGGAUUCCCACUUGGAUCCCUGGGUGCGGACGCUGGGGGAUCUGCUCCGUCAGGGAUCAAGGGGAGAGGAGUGCGCCCCACCUCCCGCUCCCUUAUCGUCUGCAUGCCAGCAGCAGCUUAUGUGUCUGUGCCGGAAAAUUGCCCAGAACAAACCAGAAGGGCAAAGAAAACUGAACUGGUGCUUCAGCAAGCAGCCUGAUGCUGCUGGGGAUGUGGUUGACUCUGUGCUUCAAGGUGGGAAGCGCAAGAAGGGGUCGGAGGAGAACCUGGAGUUGGACGAGGAGAGAGAGGGGAAGAAGUUGCUGCUGGAGGAAGCGGCAUUUGAACCCCCAGAAACCCAGGAGGGUUGGGAUGCGGCGGGGGUGGAAGAGGAGGUGCCUGGGGAGCCUUCAGGGGACAGGUCUGCUCAGAGCCUGGCCGGAGAUGCUCUGGAAAGCUCCCAACAGGAUGCGGCCGGGGAGUCCAGGAAGAUUUCCCAGGCAGAGCUGGCAGCGGAGGUCCAGUCCUUUCUCCAGGUGCACGGACUGAGGCUGAAAAUGCUGCUGCAGAAGGAGUCCAAUCACUCGGAGCUGAGCACCCCACCUGAGCUGCGCAUCCUGAACAACUGCUGUUCCAGUCAGCUUGAGGGGCUGUGCUGCUUCCUCCAGCUCUCCACGUGCCCGGAGCACCUCCUGGUGCGUUUCUGCAGCUGGCUGCUGGAUCUCACCCCCAACCUCAGCUACACCAGCGCGACCAUCCUGGCAGAGCAGCUCUUCCUCCAGCGAGUCCUGUCCCUCACCCAGCCGCCCUCCCGUCACCUCAUGGCUGCCCUCGCUUCGUUUUGCUCCAAGUAUUCCCAGCCCUUCUGUCGCGUCCUGGUGGCUGCGGUCCUGCGGGAGCCGGGGGAAGGCGCUGAGCAGACCAAGCUGGUGUGCGAGCUCGUGGAGGAGUGCCUGGAGCCAGACUGUGUGCGACUGGUGCUAAGCCAAGUCCUAGAGGUGUCUUUGUCUGAGAAGCUCCUGCCGGUGAUGCAGGCCGUGCUGGGGCGGCAGGAGGUGCUGCCCCCUGAGCUCUUCGAUCGCCUGGUCCUGACUCUGUGCCGGCAGGCCCCAGCCUUUGCCACAUCACUGAAUUACGCCAAGCUGGUGACGGCUGUGCUCACCAUGUACCAAAGCCAGGUCACCCCAGCACAUCGGAGCCGUCUGGCUGCCGCUCUGGAUCGGAGCAACGCGGCUCUGAAGAAAUCGCUGCAGGCUGUACUGGAAGGAGCGAGUGCUCUGGCUGUGGCUGUCAGUCACAUGAAGAUGACCAAAGACAAAUUCAUCUCCAAAUUUCACCUGGUUGUGAGUUUGGUGGUGUCCUUGCUGAAAAACAACUGGAAGACCGCAUGUACCGUCUAUAUCCAGAGCACCGUGGGGAAGUCCCGACAUCUCUACGGACUGGGCAGCAAUAAAGGGUUUGAAAUCUCCUGGCCAUGGGAGCAGCAGGCAGAGCUGGCCGGGCUCCCCGCGUCUCUGGAUGAAGGGAGGAUGAGCAGUCCCCAGAGGCCCCCAGAUGGGGUUUUGGCCGGGAGCGAGCAGAGCAUGGGGUGCGUCAGCGAGGUGCCAGGCACCGACAGGCAGGAGCUGGCUGUGUGCACCAGGGACAGUGAUGGGACCGAGGAAGAUGCAGAAACCCCGGAGGAGCCCUUGCUGAGUUUCCCCAGUGAGCUCUCCAUGCUGGAGAGACUGGGCUUGCACAGAGUGGCUUUGACGGAGCAGGACAUUGAGGCAGCCUUUGCCCACCUCGCCCUGGCUUUUCGCUGCGACAUGUUCACCCUGCGGCAACGGGUGCAGGUGGAGAAACGGGCACGGGACGCGGCAGAGGAAAACAUCCAGGAGGAGCUGGAGCAGUGCCGGGCUGCCCUGGAGGAGGCCCGGAUGAGCCGAGCAGCAGAGGUGAUGGUCCAGCACGUGGAGAACCUGAAGCGGCACCACAUGCGGGAGCACGCGGAGCUGGAAGAGAUGAAGCGCCUGAUCCAGCAAAACUCCCGCAACCGGCAGCUGGCAGAGACCCAGGACGACACAGAGCCACGGCUGAGGCCUCACCCGUUGAUGCGAACUUUUCAGCAGGUCCCCAGUGAUGCUCCCGCCUUCGGUGCCCAGCCAGGUGCCAGCCCUGACAGCCGAGCAGCCCCAGCUGGUGAGCUGGAGACGGAGGGGGCCCAGCGCCUGCCCAGCACCCAGAGGAGUGAGCUGGAGCCACAGGCCCAGAGCAGCACCAUGACCGGGGAGCCAGCAGCCGAGGUGGAUGGCAGAGGCUCAAGUGCAGGGGAUGAGGAGCUGGAGCAGCUUGGGCUGACGUCCAAGGGAUCCCUGGCAGAGCUGUGGCGGCCGUGGCUCUUCCUCCCGCAGCACUACUGGGUUUUCUUCUGGCUGCUUCUCCUGAGCAUUGGCUUCCUCCUCCUCAUCCGCGUCCUGGAGCUACAGCGGCUGCAGCCUGCGGCAUCACCCAAGGCCUAG
Molecule: messenger RNA, 2691 nt
Organism: Balearica regulorum gibbericeps (East African grey crowned-crane)
Lineage: Eukaryota; Metazoa; Chordata; Aves; Gruiformes; Gruidae
Source: RefSeq, a predicted model, not a curated record